Molecule: messenger RNA, 618 nt
Organism: Mesorhabditis spiculigera
Lineage: Eukaryota; Metazoa; Nematoda; Chromadorea; Rhabditida; Rhabditidae
Source: the annotation of a GenBank genome assembly
AUGCGCAUGAUCCCCACCAUCGAAUACACGUUCAAGGUCUCGGCGGAGGCCAUCGAAGCUCCGAAGUCCGGUGUGGUCGAAAAACCUCAGCAAGGCGCCUCGAGUGACUUUGGAAAUUCGGAUACCUGGAAGACGUUCAAGUGCUCGGCCGAGGCGACGAACAUGGAAAGGAAGGCUGCUACGGAAGGACAUGAACAAGACUCGUCUCUUCAGUGCGGCAAUUCCAAUGUUUCGAAGACGUUCAAGGUCUCGGCGGAGGCCAUCGAAGCUCCGAAGUCCGGUGUGGUCGAAAAACCUCAGCAAGGCGCCUCGAGUGACUUUGGAAAUUCGGAUACCUGGAAGAUGAUCACCAUUUCAUUGAAUCAAAAUAGCUACAAAUCGUCGGCCGAAGCUGAAGCCGUGCCAAAGAAGGAUACUUCGGAAGGACCGCAGCAAGGGUCGUCGAGUGACGACGGCAAUACCAACGUUUCGCAGAGCUACAAAUCUUCGUCUGAAGCUACGGAUGUGGCGAAGAAGGGUACUACCGAAGGACCGCAGCAAGACUCGUCUCAUGCUACGAUGAAGGAUGAAGAUGAGGAGGAGGAGGAGGAGCUGGAGGACGAUUCAAAGAAGAAGCUU